UUUUUUCUCUAACUCUCAAUGGUUUGGAAGCCAGAGUGGAAAAAGUAAACAGCCUCCCUGGAUAGAAGAGUUUUGGAGGUUUGAGUACUGGUCUUGUAAGAGGUUAUAAGAGGGCAAGAGAGUUUAAAGCCAUGGGGCAAGGCAUACUCUGGGGUCAAGGAGAGGGAGUACAGUGAAGGAGUCUAAUAAUUUAAGUAAAAUAUUGAAUGAUGUGGCAUAAAAUUUUUAAGUUUUAUCAUAAAUACUUAAUGAUUAUUCAGAAUUUAGUCUUCGAAAAGGUAACUUGCCAGGUGAAAAAAUCAUUUUUGUUUUUUCUGCUAGACAAAAGUUUAGAGAGUAUUUCUCUAGAUGCUUCUUAACAAACGCUUGUUAGCUGCCUUAAUGCUCUCAGGCAAAUUCUCCUUUUGAUUUGGCAGUUAGUUCUUCAGCUGUAAGCACUUUCUUAUUCCCUUCUGCUAUGGUGGAAACUUUAAAAGGUUUGCAAUUUUUGAAACAAUGUGGAAUUCUUUCAAAUUUGUCUCCAAGGACACUUAAGAAUUUGGAUUUGAUUCACAGGAUGACUAAAAAUAAAAUAAGAGAUCAAGGGCUUACAAGGUUAAAUUUCAGGAAAGCCCUCUUGGAUGCAAGAUAAAGGCGUGGUGUAAAACGAAAACAAAAGUAGUCGGAGUGGGACAGAGAGGGCAUUUGAUUUUACUUUCCGUACUCAAGACUGCUCCUUUCUGAAGACCGAAACAGAUUGGAGCCAUGACUUUGGAACACAACCAGUCAACAGACUACUAUUAUGAGGAAAAUGAAAUGAAUGGCACUCAUGACUAUAGUCAGUAUGAAGUGAUCUGUAUAAAAGAAGAGGUCAGAAAAUUUGCAAAAGUAUUCCUGCCUGCCUUCUUCACAAUAGCUUUCAUCAUUGGACUUGCAGGCAACUCCAUAGUAGUGGCAAUUUAUGCCUAUUACAAGAAACAGAGAACCAAAACGGAUGUGUAUAUCCUGAAUUUGGCUGUAGCAGAUUUACUUCUUCUAGUCACUCUGCCUUUUUGGGCAGUUAAUGCAGUUCAUGGGUGGGUUUUAGGGAAAAUGAUGUGCAAAGUAACAUCAGCCUUGUACACAGUAAACUUUGUCUCUGGAAUGCAGUUUCUGGCUUGUAUCAGCAUAGACAGAUAUUCUGCGGUAACUACAGCCCCAAGUCAAUCAGGAGUGGGAAAACCAUGCUGGAUCAUCUGUUUCUGUGUCUGGAUGGCUGCCAUUUUGCUAAGCAUUCCCCAGCUUGUUUUUAAUACGGUAAAUGACAAGGCUAGGUGCAUUCCCAUCUUUCCACACCACCUAGGAACAUCAAUGAAAGCCUCUAUUCAAAUGCUGGAAAUCUGCAUCGGAUUUGUGGUUCCCUUUCUUAUUAUGGGAGUCUGUUACUUUAUCACGGCAAGGACACUCAUUAAGAUGCCAAACAUUAAAAAAUCUCGACCCCUCAAAGUUCUGCUCACAGUGGUUGUAGUCUUCAUUGUCACUCAGCUGCCUUAUAAUAUUGUCAAGUUCUGCCAAGCCAUAGACAUCAUUUACUCCCUGAUCACCGACUGCGACAUGAGUAAACACAUGGAUGUUGCCAUUCAAAUCACAGAGAGCAUUGCACUCUUUCACAGCUGCCUCAACCCAAUCCUAUAUGUUUUUAUGGGAGCCUCUUUUAAAAACUACAUUAUGAAAGUAGCUAAGAAAUAUGGGUAUUGGAGAAGACAAAGACAAAAUGUAGAGGAGAUUCCUUUCGAUUCUGAAGGUCCUACAGAGCCAACCAGUACUUUUAGCAUUUAAAUGUAAAACUGCUCUGUCUUUUGCUUGGAUACACAUGAAUAAUGCUUCUCCUUCAGAUAAAACAUCUGCUUUCUUCUAAAACUCAAAUUUAAAACACUGUGGUUGCAACUUACAGCAACGAAGGGUUGGGGGUGGUGAGGAUGGUGAGGGUAGAAGGAAAGAGGAAACCAGAUAACAAAUGUGCAAAUUGUGAAAAUUAAAGUGAAUAAUAUAAGAAUAGUAGUAACAAGCAUAAAUAAAUCAAAACACUAUGUUAUAGGUUAGGCCAUCUAAAACAGAUUAAUAAAGAAACUUGAGCUAAGGUGCAUACAUAAUUAUUUUAAUUAUCUAAAUUUUAAUAUAAGAACUAUAUAACUGCAUUAUUUUAGUACUUGAAUAACUAUACAGCAAAA
This is a messenger RNA of Choloepus didactylus (southern two-toed sloth), 2189 nucleotides long. RefSeq names its product atypical chemokine receptor 4 (gene ACKR4). Gene Ontology annotation, molecular function: scavenger receptor activity; chemokine receptor activity; chemokine binding. Gene Ontology annotation, biological process: G protein-coupled receptor signaling pathway; immune response; chemotaxis. Gene Ontology annotation, cellular component: membrane. Lineage: Eukaryota; Metazoa; Chordata; Mammalia; Pilosa; Megalonychidae. Bases 745 to 1797 code for a protein of 350 amino acids. The record is from RefSeq and is a predicted model, not a curated record. The transcript has 2 exons.